Molecule: messenger RNA, 1374 nt
Organism: Colletotrichum chrysophilum
Lineage: Eukaryota; Fungi; Ascomycota; Sordariomycetes; Glomerellales; Glomerellaceae
Exons: 3
Coding region: 1-1374 (457 amino acids)
Molecular function (GO): hydrolase activity, hydrolyzing O-glycosyl compounds
Source: RefSeq, a predicted model, not a curated record
AUGGUCCUCUUGAGCACGCUCAUCGCCGUGGCAGGCCUGGGCGUCGUCGCUCGCGGCCAAAUCACCGUCGAUACAAGCUCCAAGCUGCAAAAGAUUGACGGCUUCGGCUUCUCUCAGGCUUUUGGCCGUGCCAAAGAGUUCCAAAACGCCCCGUCAGCUCUCCAGCAGGAGGCGCUCGAUCUGCUCUUCAGCACCGACAAGGGUGCUGGGUUCAGCAUCAUCCGCAACCGCAUCGGCUCCGGCGGCAAGGGCGAUAGCAUCCUCCCCACGAGUCCCGGAUCGCCGUCUGGCAAACCGACUUACUCCUGGGACGAUGAUGAUAGCGGCCAGAUCUGGUUCACGAAGCAGGCUGUCAGCUAUGGCGUGAAGCAGAUUUACGCCGACGCCUGGAGUGCCCCCGGGUUCAUGAAGACCAGCGGCAACGAAGCCACGGCCGGAUAUCUCUGCGGCACCACAGGUCAUACCUGCUCCUCCGGCGACUGGCGACAGGCAUAUGCGGAUUUCCUGGUUCAGUACGUCAAGUACUACCAACAAGCCGGCCUCAACGUGACCCAUCUCGGCUUCCUCAACGAGCCUGACUUCUCCCCUAGCUACUCCCAGAUGCAAAUCAGCUUCAACGCCCAGGAGGCCAUCUCCUUCAUCCCCACGCUCUCCAAGGCCGUCCAGGUCGCCGGUCUCAGCACCAAACUCACUUGCUGCGACGCCGUCGGCUGGGGAUCGACCGUCAAGUACACAAACGCCCUCGUCGCCGGCGGCAUGGAGUCUUAUCUCGGCCUCAUCACCUCGCACACCUACUCGGGCGACGCCAACACGGCCCUCGACACUAAGCUCGCCUCCUGGGUCACCGAGUCCGGCAUAACGAACCCCUUCGACCUGACCUGGUACAAGAACGGCGGCGCGACCGAGGGCAUGACCUGGGCCAACAAGAUCGCCGUCGGCAUCAUCAACGCCAAGCUGUCGGCGUACCUCUACUGGGAGGGCUUUGAGCUGAAGCAGCUGCAGUCCGACUCCCACCUCGUCGACACGCAGGACGGCAAGACCGCGACGCCGUCGGCCAACUUCUGGGCGUUUGCGAUGUGGUCGCGGCACAUCCGCCCCGGCGCGCAGAGGCUGGCGACGUCCGGCAUGGUGGCGUCCGACGUGCUGACGGCCGCGGUGCAGAACGCGGACGGGUCGGUCGUGGUGGUGUUUACGAACAACGGCAGCGCUGCCAAGACCGCGAGCGUGUCGUUCAAGGGGUUCACGCCCAAGGCUGCGAGCGCGUGGGUUACGGACAACAGCCACAAGUUUGAUACGACGCAGGCUACCGUCUCUGGUUCGGGAGUGUCGGUUUCGGUGCCGUCCAAGGGUGUCGUCACUGUCAAGUUGACUUGA